Messenger RNA from Symbiodinium natans, 414 nucleotides. The record is from the annotation of a GenBank genome assembly. NCBI's taxonomy places the organism in Eukaryota, Dinophyceae, Suessiales, Symbiodiniaceae.
AUGGGCUUCGCAGGGCUGGUGCACCUGGCGCUGGGAAUUCUGCUUCCCGGGUGCCUUGGGGCCUACGUGGUGGGCACCUCCUUGCAGGGCUUCUUCAACAUGAUUUGCGCCGUGUCCUGCAACGUCCUAUUCUUUGAGCCGCUGGCCGACUGUGCGGGCAUGGCCGCCUCCUGUGAAAUCCUGGCGCAGAGUGUGAUGCCCUCUGUGAUCUCCAUGUUCGCCACCCAAUGUUUGAUCCGGCAGGGCCCUAUUGGCCUCAUCCUGGUGCAGGCGAGCUCCUGCUUCUGUGCUGGUCUCGUCUUCUGGCUCGGCUAUGCCUCGGCACCCCCGGCCUGGACCCUCGAGGAGGCUGUGGCCAAGCAGCCGCCCCCGAAGUUGCCGAUCUCCUCGUCGCUCAGCCGCUUGCCUUGGUGA